AUGCAUGCAUUGUUCGACUCCAUGUCAUCGGCUGUUUCGAACUCAGCUCAUGGAUCUCGGAAGCGAGAGGCACCUCCGCCUCUGCCUCUUAAGCCAGAGCAUCGUGCAUCCAAAGACGGCGAUGAUCGCGACGAGCUACUGGAGCAUGCAAACGACGAAGCUGGCCCUGGUUCGACGUCGCGGUCGGGGGUAAAGGCGCCGCCACCGACGCCGCUAUAUCCCGCCACCACCACCGUGGCGUUAUCGACGCGACGGGGCAGUCUCGGAACGAGCGUGUCUCAAGCUUUCAGCAGGAAAUAUAGCGCAGAGCGCAUCUUCGCUGAGGACGAAGCGACGACGGUCUGCGCAGGAGGCGAGCAAGCUGGUCAAGUCGUUUGCGCGUAA
Messenger RNA from Punctularia strigosozonata HHB-11173 SS5, 384 nucleotides. RefSeq lists its product as uncharacterized. The transcript has 2 exons. The record is from RefSeq and is a predicted model, not a curated record. Lineage: Eukaryota; Fungi; Basidiomycota; Agaricomycetes; Corticiales; Punctulariaceae. Bases 1 to 384 code for a protein of 127 amino acids.